This is a messenger RNA of Parnassius apollo (apollo), 1338 nucleotides long. The record is from the annotation of a GenBank genome assembly. Lineage: Eukaryota; Metazoa; Arthropoda; Insecta; Lepidoptera; Papilionidae.
AUGGAGAAGGGUGGAGGAUCCAGACUUCUUCAGAUGCAGGCUCGGUUCCAACAGAAGCAGCUUCAAGAAAGGGAGCUGAAGAUCGCUUCGUUGUAUGAAGCACAGCAGGCGCGCGCGCUUGACAAGGUCCGGCUCUCGCCCAGCAACGCAAACGCGACCAGCCCGACCUCACAGUCGCAUACCCACCAUCCAGGGAAGGUACGGCAAAUGUUCGAGGAGCGCAGAACUAAAGCCGGUAUUGAUAAGAGCUAUCCCCUCCAGCCGAUACACAAUACAGAGCGGGCGAAGCCAAGGAAUCCACUGCCCAAUGGGCAUUCAAAGACCACCACCAACUCGCGAGUCACCGUCGAAAAGAAGGCGAUGAAAACACAUGUCACCAGCAGCACGCAUAGUGUAAAGAAACAAAUUGUACAAAAAACCGAGAACAUAGUGAACGCUGCGGGUGACUUAAACCACAACCACGAAUACGAUAUGAAUUCUGUCGCCAAAUCGAGUCAUAACGGCGAUGUAAAUCCCUCUGACGAAGUAGACAAAGCAGAGAACAACUAUUUACUGGAAAAUGAGACAUUCCCAGAAGCGUUGGCGCCCAUACCCACUCCGAGAUCCCCGGAGCCUAAAGCAGAGGUGAAAAAAAUUGUCCAGAGGAAUCCCAUUCAGAAGCGAGCGAGUAGUCCAACCAAAUCAAGGUCGCAGCAAUCAUCAGUUGCUCCAACGAGGCGAGUCCCCAGCGAAAACUCAGUGCCGGAGAUCCCUAAAACGCGGACAGCCAUGCAACGAAGCUCUAACACUGUCGUUAAGAAAGCACCAGUGACGUCUCAAAGCAACAAAACGCGAUCGAACGUAUCUAUGGCGGCGACAUCAGCCUCGUCGAACGGGACCGACGGAGCCCCGUGCGCGAUAUGCGGCCGGCGCUUCGCCCCCGACCGCCUCGCAAAACACCAGGAGAUCUGCAAAAAGUCACAUUCCAAGAAACGGAAGCCGUUCGACGUGCUCAAACAUCGCCUGGCUGGAACAGAAGCAGAGCCUUUUAUCGGGAAACUGCGCAAGAGCACGACGCAGAGUUCCAACAAAGUGGGCAAGCAGCUGAACAGCACUUGGCGACAGAAGCACGAAGAGUUCAUACAAGCUAUCCGAGCCGCGAAACAAGUGCAGGCGCAUCUAAAAGCUGGUGGCAAACUCAGCGACCUGCCCCCUCCUCCACCAUCGGAAAACCCAGACUACGUGCAAUGUCCACACUGUAACCGACGUUUCAACCAGGCGGCCGCCGAACGCCAUAUACCCAAAUGCGCCAACUUCCAAUUCAACAAACCCAAGCCAAACACAAAUAAACGACGGUAA